AUGAUCGAAUCAGAUUUAAAGCAAUAUGAAAUGCUCAAAAUGAUAAAAAUUCAGAUAAUAUCCCCUCUCGAAGCUAGGUGGGUGGAGAGAAUCAUCCCAUUAAAAUAAAUAUUAGCUUUUAUUUAUUAUGAAAAUGGAGUUUAUUAAUUGUAUGAUAUAAAUAAACAAGUAAUUACUUAAAAAGGAUAGAUUUCAUAGAAUAUAAAGUUUUUCCUUGAAAUUUACACAAAGUAAUAUUUUUAAAUAUUUAGUAUUAGUGUUUUGAUAUUUCAUGAUCCCAUAGAUCUUUAAAUAAAAUUAUUAGACUUGAAUACGAAUUAAAUUAAUCCUAAAUUUGUGUUUAAAUCAAGUGACCAAAUAGAUAUCAAGAGUGAUUAAGAAACUAAAGAGAAAUUUGUAGAUAGUAUUAUAUAAUAUAAUAUUUUGGAUUUAGAAUUUUCUUUAUUGAUUGUUAUAAGAACUAAAUUAAAUAUUUGAUAUCAUAAGAUUUAGAAAACUAUUACUCAAAAAAAAAUGUCUGUCAUUACACUAUAAGAGUUUUACCUUUAUAUUAUAAUUCUUAAACUAAUUUUGAAUUAACACCUAUUGUUAAAUAUGAUUAUUAAAAUAGUUUUUCAUAAAAGGAGUUAUACAAUUGGUAAGUAGAUUAAGAAACUAUAGCAGUAUAUGGAUAGGAUAGUGAUAAUUUUAAAUCAGAAAUUCUUCUUAUCAAACCUCAUUUAAUGGAGCAGGCAUUCUAUAUUAUUCACACUAAAUUUGAAUGUUCAUACACAACAAUGAAUUUAACAAAUUGGAUUAACCCUAACUAAGUUGCUAUUUGGGUAAAUUGUAAUGAUGAGUCAACAAGGCCAAGCAUUUUUUGUUUUGAUUUAAGGAGGUAUUAUAAUGGUAAAAACUGGUUACCUGAACCUUAAUUUAUAGCAACUUUGGUAAUCAUUAAAACUUAAAAAUUACUAGGCUAGAGAUGAAUAUAUUAAUAAUGAACCUUAAGUUUUUAUGGAUAUUUUUCAAUUUUAAUUAGAAUCAACUUACGUAGUUCAUUUAAGACAAGUUGAAAAUGAGUGCAAGAUCUCUGUCAUCAAUUAUGAAAAUAUUUAAGAACCAUAAGUUGUUAGUGAAAUUAUUGUUGAUUCGUUUUGGAUCUUGCCUGCUGUCGAUCAUUCUUGGAUUAUAUUAUAUAAUGAUCUUGGGUAUACAAUAAUUUUAUUAUCUUAGUAUUCACAAUUAAUAAAUCAGUUUUAACAUUUUAAUUAAUUUGAACCCAUUUCACGAUGGAUAUUAUUUAUUAAAUUUUUUUGAAAAAUAAAAAAUAAUUGAAAAAUAUGGUAUUCAUGUAGUUGAAGAAAUAUUUGAAUUCUAUUUUUGA
Messenger RNA from Paramecium pentaurelia, 1366 nucleotides. Lineage: Eukaryota; Ciliophora; Oligohymenophorea; Peniculida; Parameciidae. The record is from the annotation of a GenBank genome assembly.